Aethina tumida (small hive beetle) is the source of this 1475-nucleotide messenger RNA. RefSeq lists its product as uncharacterized. The transcript has a single exon. The record is from RefSeq and is a predicted model, not a curated record. The coding region runs from base 23 to 1450 and encodes 475 amino acids. Lineage: Eukaryota; Metazoa; Arthropoda; Insecta; Coleoptera; Nitidulidae.
UUCACAGUGAUCCACGAGCGAAAUGUCUCCUAAAAAUCAAGUGCUACCCUUAAGUUAUCUGUCCCUGCAGGUUAUUUCAAGCAAGAUAAUCCACGCCCUGGCUGACGACGAAGGCGUGAACUACACGAUAGUGGAAGAUUACUUGCUCAGUGCAACUUACGAAGUGAUACAAGACUUGUUAAAAAAUAUUCUAAAUUCUGUGAACUUGGACGCCUCAACAAGAUACAGUUGUCUGCAAGUUUUGCUGCGCGAGGACGUUAAAAAGUUAGACACCGGCAUAUUUCCCAACUCGUAUUACGCUCAAAUAUUAGAAACAAUAGGUGCGAAGGGGAAAAGAUUGCAACAGCUUAAUUUGAAAGGUGUAUGGGUGCGGGACUACCCCGCCCUGCUUUCAAAAUUAAUUCGAAGUUUAAAGCAUCUAAAGGUUCUAAUUAUCCCGCACAUGGCAGAUGAUUCCGUGAUAGAAGCGAUCGUGCAGUGCAAGGAAAUAUCGGUGUUAGACAUUUGCGGAGAGGCGUGUUAUACGACCGAUGGCAUUCGGAAAUUAAAAAGUGACAAUAUUCGAGUUCUAGACAUUGGAAAUUUCGGCAAAUUGGACUUGUGUCAGCAGGAAUCUGGCGGUCCAGAAUUAAUUGCGGAGUUAAUACAAACUUUACCGAACCUGACAAGUAUUCGAACAUACUCAUUCACCGGACAGGCCUUAUUGAUUCUCUACAACAAAGAUCCGACAAUUAAAACAAAACUGGCAUAUCUACACGAUACAGGAACGAGUUUAGACGUGAUGACGGCAAUAAUAAAUUCAUGCCCGCAUUUGGAAAGCAUUCAUAUCGACAGUCCCCAGAGUGGUGUCAUCGAGAAAUUCGUCAAGCUAAAGCGUCUGAACUGCCUCAAACUGACUAAACCUAUUGGGGAUGAGUUCGUACAAUAUUUAAGAGUGGCAGGAUCUCAGCUUCAAGUGCUCAAGCUGAACCACAACAAAAAUUACACGCUGGAUCUGUCCGAGAUAUGUCUCUGCGCUCCCAAUCUCCGAACGCUGGAAUGUUUCCAAAUGAAAUUAACAUUCUCCCAAUUAGAUACUUUUUUCAUGUGUCUGGAGAACGUGGAACUGCUUUACUGCGACACGUCCGACUUCGUGCUGAAGUUAAUUUUAUCCAACAGCCCGUUCCUGAAACGAAUCGUCGUGGGCUGCGUUAUCAACAUGACGGACGGCGACGUGUUUCGUUUGUGCGCCGAAUGCGAGUUUCUCUCACUCGAAGAGUUAUGGUUUUCGUGCGCUCGCAGAUUGACGGCAACUUCGGUCGAACUUCUAAUGGGUCACUGUCCAAAUUUAAAAGUUAUAGGUCAACUGAGCGGAUGGGAUAUCCAUCAGGAAGAACUCGAUUAUCUGCGGCUGGUGAUAACGGCCACCAACACUGAUCUUACCUUGCUACCUGUUGGAAGUGGACCUUGAUAAUUGUAUAAUGUUUAGUUAAUAU